GCUCCUACUAGUCAACUGCAGUCACCGGCUUGGCGCUGGCUUUCAGCGGGGGAGGGUUUAGCUAGACAGUUUAGCAGGGGCGAUUAUUCCCGGAUUAAAAGUAGGCAGGAACUGUGGGAGGAAGGCUGAAACACUGUUCUCGAAGUUUUGGCGCAACUUUAUUUUCAAGGGUUCGACAACACCUCCCUGGAGAGGUUUUUCAACUCAUGGAAUACAUAAAUGAAGCGAAACUAGGCGUCAGGCCUGUGACCAACUAGCUAACUGUUAGUUUAGCUAACGUUGCUUUCCACAUAUCUCGCUAUCCACUAGGUGUUGCCACCGUGCGUGACUAACUUCGUUAGCUUAGCUACUAGUAGCUUUAUUGUGUUAUGGAUUGAUACAGGCCCGGUUAGUUUUACUGCAAAUUUGUCUUAUUUUUCAAAACUUUUAGAAAGUUAUUGCUAACAAGUUAUCCGAGAGCAACAUUCUCUAUCCUUCGCUGAAAUCAAAGUUGAGCAGUGUGUGUUUUGGACAAAGUGAUUGCGCUAGCAAGCUAAUUUGACAGGCGUUUGUUUUGUUGUUGAUCAAACGUAAAAUAGCGGUCACCCAAGCGUCCAGGCAGCUGUCAUCCGCUCAGAAGAAAGGGACCACCGACCGCAGCGAACCUUUUUCCACAACCAACCCGCCAGGACCCCCUGUCGUCUGCGGCUGGCCCCAGAAGGAGCUGGCCACACGGCACUGCCUGCCCAAUGGAGGAACAUGACAACAUGGAUUAUUUUUACCAGCAGGUCCUGCAGAAAGACGUUACCCGCAGGCUGCAGGUUGGGCAGGACCUCAUAGACUACCUGAACGACCCGCAGAGGUCCACCGAUGUGGAGCAAGACAAACCACGGCUCGAUAAAACUGUAGAUGAGCUGACGGGAUGGGUCAACUCCAGCAACUACAAGGUGGCGUUGUUGGGGAUAGACAUUGCCGGGGCGUUUGUCGAUCGCUUGGGGGAGCGCUUCAGAGGAUACCUGGGAACAGUGGUCCCUGCGUUAGUGGACCGGUUGGGGGACAGUAAGGACCAGGUCAGAGAACAGAGUCAGACGGUCAUCCUCCGCUGUAUGGAAGUCACAGCAUCGCCUAUGUAUGUGUGGGAGAGGUUGCUUCCUGGUUUUAAACAUAAGAAUUUCCGCAGCAGAGAGGGCGUGUGUCUGGUUCUCUGCGCCACCCUCAACACGUAUGGUGCUCAGCCUUUGAGUCUCAGUAAGAUCGUUCCGUACCUCUGCACUCUGACAGGAGAUCAGAACCCACAGGUGCGUGAGGCUGCCACAGCAUCGCUGGUGGAUGUGUAUCGCCACAUAGGAGAGAGAGUCAGAGCCGACCUUGGAAAGAGAGGCCUGCCUGCCACACGGUUACAGACAAUAUACGGCCGUUUUGAUGAAGCGUUGAAUUCUGGGAACAUGGCGCUCAGCCCCAGUCACGUCUCACAGAUUUCUAUCGUAUUGCGUCCAUCUCCGAAAAGAAGACAACCAAGGAGAAUCAUCCUUCGUCAUAACCAUAGUUUUGAGGAUGAUGUGGACAGUACAGAUGGGAGCCGUGCUCAGGCUGCCUUCAAAGUCCCCAAAAUCCCCAAGAAGCCGGCAGAGUCCUCUACUGCACGCAGACCCAGCGCUACAGGACCCAAGAUCGGAGGUGCGUCUAAGGAUGGAGCUGGGGGCAUCGAUGAGGAAGACUUCAUCAAAGCCUUCACUGACGUCCCCACAGUACAGAUCUACUCGUCUCGUGACCUGGAGGAUAACCUGAAUAAGAUCAGAGAGAUCUGUUCUGAUGACAAACAUGACUGGGACCAGAGAGCCGCUGCAAUGAAGAAGAUCCGCUCGCUGAUUGUUGCCGGGGCAACGGAGUACGAGUGUUUCUUCCAACACCUGAGGCUGUUGGACGGAGCGUUCAAACUGUCAGCUAAAGACCUCCGAUCACAGGUGGUACGAGAGGCCUGCAUCACUGUGGCCCACCUGUCGACAGUGUUGGGUAAUAAGUUUGACCAUGGUGCUGAGGGCAUUCUUCCUAUCCUGUUCAACCUCAUCCCUAACUGUGCCAAGGUUAUGGCCACUUCAGGGGUGUCUGCUAUACGCUUCAUCAUACGGCACACACAUGUUCCCAGACUCAUUCCCCUGAUCACCAGUAACUGCACCUGCAAGUCUGUGGCUGUCAGAAGGAAAUGUUUUGACUUCUUGGACCUGCUGCUGCAGGAGUGGCAGACCCAGACUCUGGAGAGACAUACAGCAGUGAUGGUAGCGAGCAUUAAGAAGGGGAUUGCAGAUGCCGACGCAGAGGCCAGAGUAGAGGCCCGCAAGGCGUACUGGGGUCUGAGGAACCAUUUUCCGGGAGAGGCGGACUCUCUGUUCAACUCAUUAGAACCGUCCUAUCAGAGGAGCCUCCAGUCGUCUCUCAGGAAUGCCGGGAGCGUGGCGUCUCUUCCUCAGAGUGACCGCUCCUCUUCCUCUUCACAGGAGAGCCUCAAUCGUCCUCUGUCGUCUAAAUGGUCAGCUGCUCCUGGUAGAGUCCCGGCUGGUCAUAAGGGCGGGGCGUCGCCAGGCUCCCUGCAGCGUUCCCGUAGCGAUGUGGAUGUUAAUGCAGCAACGGUUGCUAAGCAGCGGCACAUCGGGCAGGUGGGGGCGGGGAGACUGACCCCCGGCUCCUACUCGUCAUUGGAUGAUGCCUCUGAUAAAAUGGAUGGGGCCAGGUCAGUCAAUGGUCGUCUGAGGACCAAGCAGCCUCUCACCACGGCGACCAGCGUCAGCCAGGUGGACUCCCGGGGACGCACCCGCACCAAGAUGGUGUCCCAGUCGCAACGUUCCGACGAAUCAGAUUGCACGCCAGGAUCUCAGUCUGCUACCCCCAUUGGUGCCGGCAGUCGGAGUGGUUCCCCGGGUCGCGUCCUGACCAGUACCGCUCUGAGUACUCUGGGUUCUGGAGCCCAGAGGGUCCUAGCUGGGGCUGGAGGGAGACGUAGCCGCAUCCCCCGCAGCCAGGGCUGCUCACGAGACUCCUCCCCUACACGCCUGUCUGUCGCUCCCUCCAGUAUUAGUUCCAUCUACAACGGCGCAAGCAGAGGAGCUCGGGGCAGUCGUAUCCCCCGGCCAAGUAUGAGUCAGGGCUGCAGCAGGGAGGCCAGCAGAGAGAGCAGCAGAGACACCAGCCCUGUACGCUCCUUUACACCUCUGGCGUCGCGGCACUACUCUCGCUCCACUGGAGCUCUCCAUACCGCCGACGCUUUAGGGGCCGCAGGGUCAGGGUACAGUAUCAGUCAGUCCAGUCGUCUGUCCUCAUCCGUCAGCGCCAUGAGAAUCCUCAACACAGGAUCUGAUGUAGAAGAGGCCCUCGCUGAUGCCUUGCUGUUGGGAGACAUGAGAUCCAAGAAGAAGCCAGCGCGGCGGCGCUAUGAGAAUUAUGGGAUGUAUUCGGAUGAUGAUGCUAACAGUGAUGCGUCCAGCGCCUGCUCAGAGCGCUCCUACAGCUCCAGGAAUGGAGGAGCCAUCCCUACGUACAUGAGACAGACUGAAGACGUGGCCGAGGUGUUGAACCGCUGUGCCAGUGCCAACUGGUCAGAGAGGAAGGAGGGUCUGCUGGGUCUACAGGCUCUACUGAAGAACCAACGCACCCUCAGUCGUGUGGAGUUGAAGAGGUUGUGCGAGAUCUUCACCAGAAUGUUUGCAGACCCCCAUAGUAAGCGAGAAUCCGGAUCUAGGGUCUAUGGAACGGCAGAAUCCGGUAUAAGCUCAGCCUCCUUCAAGAGAGUGUUCAGUAUGUUCUUAGAGACCCUAGUGGACUUUGUCCUGGUGCACAGAGAAGACCUGCAGGACUGGCUGUUCGUCCUGCUCACCCAGCUGCUGAAGAAGAUGGGAGCUGACCUGCUGGGAUCAGUACAGGCCAAGGUCCAGAGAGCACUGGACAUCACACGAGAGUCUUUCCCCAACGACCUCCAGUUCACUAUCCUCAUGAGGUUCACUGUGGACCAGACUCAGACACCAAACCUCAAGGUGAAGGUGGCUGUUCUGAAGUACAUUGAGACCUUGACCCUGCAGAUGGAGCCGCAGGACUUUGUGAACUCCAGUGAGACGCGCCUGGCUGUGUCUCGCGUCAUCACCUGGACCACAGAGCCAAAGAGCUCCGACGUCAGGAAGGCUGCCCAGUCGGUGUUGAUCUCGUUGUUCCAGUUGAACACUCCAGAGUUCACCAUGCUGCUGGCAGCUCUGCCCAAGACCUUCCAGGAUGGCGCCACCAAACUGCUACAGAACCACCUGAGGAACACAGGCAAUGCUGCACAGGCCCCGACAGGAAGCCCUCUUACACGCCACACCCCCCGCUCUCCUGCCAGCUGGUCCAGCCCCCUCACCUCUCCUACCAACACAUCACAGAACACAUCCUCACCCAGUGCAUUUGACUACGACACAGAGAACAUGAACUCAGAGGACAUCUACAGUAGUCUGAGAGGAGUUACAGAGGCCAUCCAGAACUUCUCCGUCCGUAGCCAGGAAGACAUGAACGAACCGGUCAGACGGAGGGAAGGAGAGGAGGGUGGUAGUGCUGGUGCUGACCAGGUGGAUGGAGGUCGUACAGCUCUGGACAACAAGACGUCUCUCCUCAACACCCCCCUGCUCUCCUCUUCUCCCCGGGGGUCCCGUGACCCCUUCACUGACUCCCCCUUCAAACACAGCGUCAUAGAUACUUCACUAGACGAAUCAGACCAGCAAACUGACGACAGCAGCAUUGACCAAUCAGAGCUGGUGUCUGAGCUGCUGAAGGAGCUGUCCAAUCACAAUGAGCGUGUGGAGGAGAGGAAGGCAGCGCUUUGUGAGCUCUUGAAGCUGAUUCGAGAAAACACCCUGCAGGUCUCCUGGGAUGAACACUUCAAAACCAUCCUCCUGUUACUACUGGAGACGCUGGGGGACAGAGAGCAUGUGAUCAGGGCGUUAGCUCUGCGUGUUCUGAGGGAGAUUCUGAGCCGCCAGCCCUGGAGGUUUAAGAACUACGCUGAACUCACCAUCAUGAAGGCCCUGGAGGCGCACAAGGACCCACACAAAGAGGUGGUGCGAGCGGCAGAGGAGACUGCAGCCAUGCUGGCGUCAUCCAUCAGUCCAGACCAGUGUAUCAAGGUGUUGUGUCCCAUCAUCCAGUCAGCUGACUACCCCAUCAACCUGGCUGCCAUCAAGAUGCAGACUAAAGUUAUAGAGAGGGUCCCCCAUGAAGGACUAGUCAGCAUGCUGCCUGAGAUAGUCCCCGGACUCAUACAGGGUUAUGACAACUCUGAGAGCAGUGUGAGGAAGGCCUGUGUAUUCUGUCUGGUGGCCCUCUACGCAGUCAUAGGGGAGGAGCUAAAACCUCACCUCAACCAACUGUCUGGCAGCAAAUUGAAGUUGUUGAAUCUGUACAUCAAGCGUGCCCAGUCCGGCUCCAGUGGUGGUGAGCCCCCAGCAGACAGCCUAUAGAACAGAUGAACAGCCCACGGGACAACUAUGGAGCUGCACUCUCCCUCUGGAGACUUAACACGGACACACAAGGACACACUCUUACAUGGAUGCACAAACACAUACAUGCUUACAUGAACACAUGUGUGCACUUACUUACACGCUUACAUGAAAACACAUACGCUUACAUCUGCUUACACAUAAACAUGCUGAUAAGAAGGCUCUGACACACACAUACACUGUCCUGGACCCCCCCUCCCCCUCAUGUUACCUCCAAGUCGCCUACUGCAGGGCACUCUGCAAUGCACUCUGGGAAGAGAGGAGUGUUGUAGUUCCCUUCACUGACGUUGAAGAUCCAACCUGCUCUCUGAGAUUCACCCUUGACGUCGACACACCUUGCCCUCUGACCCCGAUCUCACUCUGAAGCCUCAACGCUAACGGUUUUAACUUUGGUUUAACUUCCUGGUUUUAGUAGAAUAGGGGAGGGGCCGGAACAGCAGCAUGAUGUAGCCACACCCCAGGCAGGAUAAACAGAUAGAGGGUAGAGGAGCAUGUAUGUGUGUGAUAGGGGGGUGUAUAUCUGUCAGCCUGUCCGUCAUAGUGGUUGAGUGGGUUUUAGCCGCUGAAACUGAAGGCAAAUCUGAAAUGGCACCCUAAUCCCUACGUAGUGGACUACUUUUGGCCAGAGCUACAUAGUGUCACUGCAUACGGCUCUGGUCAAACUAUAGGGAGUAGGGUGCAAUUUUGUCUCAAAGCGUUCUCUGUCCGUCGAAUGGUGCUAGUUCCACCCUGUGGCAGUGGGAACAUGGUACGACCUUCCCUGCACAGCACUAAUGUUCAUAAGCAGGUCACAGUAGAUCAUAACUGCUCUUAGCAGCUACGUAGGCAGUGAGUGUGAGGUAUAGGAGGCAUAAUGUGCUUGGCUAUGCAUGACGAUGAUUUUAACAAGAUCUUUUUAUCCGGAGCCUAUUAACUGUCACAGUAGAAGGGAGGGAGUGAAAUUAAAGUUAAUGAUGUCCACCCCUUUCAGAGGAGUCCAUGGUACCUUCCGCUGCUCCCCGCCAUGUCUUGGAUGAGCUCAUUUCAGACAGAAAGAGAGGGAGAGGCUUAUAUACAUCGAACUAUGACCAGACAUGGCUUAUUAUUAUUAAUAUUAUUAUCACCUAGUGGAUAUGUAACUAUACAUGAUAUUAUAAAAAAAAUGUCAUAUCUGAUAACGACGUCAUUUAGGAGAGUCCCUGAAGGACGUGUGCGCUCUGCAUCCUGAUCUAUUUUAUUUUCUGUUGCACGUUCCGUAGUCUCUCUCACGUUAGUUUCCCCACCGGGGAGACAUGUAUUAUUUACUGAUCAGAAACUGUCGAGUCACCUUUCGCCCCCCUCCUCUUCUUUUUCCUUUCCUCUCUUCUGCUCCCUCUUGUUGUCAUUCUCUCCCUCUUCUUGUGACAUUCUAGUCUUCACUGUGUUUCCCUCAGUGCAUUUACAAAGCUGUGCUUACAAUAAAAUGAAAAAUAAAGAAAACUUGUACAGACCAUAAUAAA
This is a messenger RNA of Oncorhynchus kisutch (coho salmon), 6970 nucleotides long. RefSeq names its product cytoplasmic linker associated protein 2 (gene clasp2). Gene Ontology annotation, cellular component: cytoplasmic microtubule; mitotic spindle; spindle microtubule. Gene Ontology annotation, molecular function: microtubule binding. NCBI's taxonomy places the organism in Eukaryota, Metazoa, Chordata, Actinopteri, Salmoniformes, Salmonidae. The transcript has 46 exons. The record is from RefSeq and is a predicted model, not a curated record. Gene Ontology annotation, biological process: establishment of mitotic spindle localization; mitotic spindle assembly. The coding region runs from base 729 to 5453 and encodes 1574 amino acids.